ACUACAUUUCCCCGCACUGACCAUCAGGCAGCCGCGCUCCCAUUGGCUGACCGAUCCAGCCGCAGCCCCAGAGAAUGAAUGAAAUUGAAAUUGCUGCUAUAUUACAUGUACAAUACCGGGGAUCUGCAGUCUUACAUUGUAUCAUUCUAUAUCAAAAUGGCCACAGUGGUCCAAAAUCCUCUGAAAUCGCAAUCAAGUGGAACCGUCAUAAAGAACAGCCUUGGUGAGGAGUUUUAUCGUGAGGCGAUUGAGCACUGCCGCAGUUAUAAUGCUCGACUUUGUGCCGAACGCUCCAUGCGCCUGCCCUUCCUCGACUCCCAGACAGGUGUAGCACAGAGUAACUGCUACAUAUGGAUGGAGAAGACUCACCGUGGGCCAGGUGUGGCUCCAGGGCAGCUCUAUACCUAUCCUGCACGGUGCUGGAGGAAGAAGAGACGGUUGAACAUCUUAGAGGAUCCACGUCUUGGACCCAUCGAGUUUAAAAUCGACUAUGAAGCAGCGCUAAAGAAAGAAGGGGGUGUUCCUGAUGGUCCCGUCCUGGAGUCACUCCUCAGCGGUGAACUGCUGGAUAAAAAGGUGGAAACAAAGGAAGAGGAACCCAUGAGCGAAUGCCAGAAGCUGCUGAUGGGAGAGUUUCCUCAUGAGCUGGACAUGGAGGAAAUGGAGGAGGACGUUCCCAAACGCAAGAAUCGCACCAAAGGACGGGCAUGUGGUAUUGGUGGGAUGAGAAAGAGACAGGAUCCAGCAUCUCUGGAGGAUCGAGACAAGCCAUAUGUGUGUGACAUUUGUGGAAAGCGAUACAAGAACCGUCCAGGUUUGAGUUACCAUUACACUCACACACACCUGGCGGACGAGGAGGGUGAGGAAGACUCUGAACGCCACACACUGCCCUUCCAGCGCAAGAACAACCACAAACCCAAAAAAGCAGCCGAUGGUUCCGUCAUCCCAAACGGCUACUGUGACUUCUGUCUAGGGGGCUCAAAGAAAACCGGCUGUCCCGAAGAUCUCAUCUCCUGUGCGGACUGCGGCCGAUCAGGUCAUCCGUCAUGUUUGCAGUUCACGGUGAACAUGACAGCGGCUGUGCGGACCUACCGCUGGCAGUGCAUCGAGUGUAAAUCCUGCAGUCUGUGCGGCACCUCAGAGAACGAUCUUUUGUUCUGUGAUGAUUGCGACAGAGGGUAUCAUAUGUAUUGUCUAAGCCCCCCUAUGUCAGAGCCUCCGGAGGGGAGCUGGAGUUGCCAUCUGUGUCUGCGGCAGCUAAAGGAAAAAGCAUCCGCCUACAUCACACUAACCUAAUCUCCGUGCCCUACUUCACCCUAGCAGUCUCAUCCUCCUCUAUCCCAUCAUCACCGAUCCAAAGAGACUCCCCAACAUCCAUCAGAAGACAACACACUCCAUCUGUCAAUGUGGACUGCAAGGAAAAACUAGGGUGCGACUAACAUUUUAGCACGUCAGGUGGGACUCAAGCAGACCUUUCCUCGCCAGUCCCUCCAAAGAGCUCUUUCCUUGAGGAUUAUUGCCCGACUCCAUCUUUUGGCAUUUAGACAAGUAGUGCCAAACCGUUUGUCACUGACGGGACAUUUUGCACGAGUUAGAAGGGGGUGGAGUCUCUGUGACAUCAUUAGAUGGUGCACCAAAUGCAGAUAGGCGGAUGUCACAUGAUCUAAGUGCAGGUUUUGGUUUAGUUUAGCUCUGGUGCCAUUGGAUUUUAGUGGUGUAUCAGACACCACCACGUAAUGAGAUCAUGUGUCCUCAUUCAAUUUGGCCUUAUUCUAGCUGUAAUUAGACUUCUGUUGUGAGAUGAAUGGAUUCUUCAAUAAUUGAUGUCCCUUGAAGGUACAGCUUUUGGUUCUUGAGACACGUUACACUGAAUUUUUAAAAAAGGUGAUUUAUCAUGAGCGCGGUCUGUGGUCAGAGGAAUAUUCUGGGUUCAGUUUAAGCUAAUCUUAUUUGAAAGCACUUUUGAGAAGAUGUUGAUUACCACAAAUUCUCCCUUCUUUUCCUAAAAAACAAAACACAGUUGGGGUUUGUAGUGUACGCACAGUCUACAUAUGCUCCAUAUUAGUCUUUCUUAAUUCAAAAUAGACUAUUCAGUGGUUGCCAAUCAUGUCAUCAUAUAUUUUUCAUCAUAUAAGGAAAAAAGUUACCAACCAAUCGCAUUUCCAUAUCGAUCAGGUUUCAGUGAAUGUAGGACCUAUACCAUAUGGUUUCACUAGCUAUGUUUCCAUCCAAAGAUGCAAAUUAAAUUUAUGAGCAAAACUAUGAUAUCACAUGAAAGACGUGCGGAUAAAGCAGCAAUUCCGGUCACUUUUUUUGAUGGUCCAUUUGAUGGUUACAUUGCAACUAAUUCUCAUAAAAUU
Messenger RNA from Danio rerio (zebrafish), 2360 nucleotides. NCBI's taxonomy places the organism in Eukaryota, Metazoa, Chordata, Actinopteri, Cypriniformes, Danionidae. The record is from RefSeq and is a predicted model, not a curated record.